UCUAGGGUUUUAGCCAUCUGUAUUCUGUUCUGUGAGAACUGAGAUACCAGGGGGAAAAUGGUGUUGUCAAACAAGAAGCUGAAACAGAAGCUCAGAGCAGAACUGUUGGCGAAAAGGGUAUCCGAAGCCGAACCAAAUGAGGAAAAUCCAGAUUCAAAUUCUGUGCCCCAGUCCCUGAAAUCGCUCCUGGACUCAGUAACUCAGAAACCCAGAUUGUCAAAGCGAGAACGAAAAAGAAAAAGCGUGUCUUUCCCAACAGGGUCGAACCAGGAAACUGAAGAAAAUGGAAGGGAGGUUGAAGAAGAUGAUGAAAAGGAAUCGGUGAGGGUGAAAAUAGAAGACAAAGAAGAGAGAGAGGAGAAGGUGAAGGAGGGUAAAACGACGUCGGAGAAUAAGGAAAGUGAUAAAAACAAUAAGAAGAAGAAGACUAAGAAUAAGAAAGAAGAAAAGGAAGCAGAAGGAUACGAGCGAACAGCAUGGGGUUCUGCAGGUGGGAGGAUGUUGCCACAAAAGUAUGUUGGAGGGAUUCCAUAUCGCUAUACUGAGGAUGAUAUUCGAUAUUAUUUUGAAAGUUGUGGCACCAUAACUGACAUUGAUUGUAUGAAGUUUCCUGACACUGGGAAGUUCAGAGGAAUUGCAAUUGUUUGUUUCGAGACAGAAGCGGCAGCAAAAGAAGCCUUGGCUCUUGAUAGAGCUGAAAUGGGUGGAAUGCAGCUGACAAUUCAGCCCUACAAAUCCACUCGAGCCAAUAAAGCGACUGGCUUUGCCCCGAAGAUGAUGGAGGGAUACAACAGAAUAUAUGUUGGAAAUCUAUCUUGGGAUAUAACCGAGGAUGAUUUGAAGAAGUUUUUCUCUGAUUGCAAUGUAUCAUCUAUACGCUUUGGCAUAAACAAGGAAACAGGGGAAUUCCGAGGCUAUGCUCAUGUGGAUUUCUCUGAUAGUGUAUCAGUAGCCAUGGCACUGAAGUUGGACCAAGAAAUUGUCUGUGGUAGACCUGUGAAGAGAAGUGUGCUGUUCCUAAGAAAGCAGUGCAAACUCAACAGGAUCUCAUCAAACAAUUCAAGUAAAGAAGUACCUAUGAGUGUCAAAGCACCCAUGGUUGUGAGUGUCGAAGUGCCUCAAGUUAGUGAAAUUGAUAACGGAGGUUUGAGCGUUAGCAGUGGUAAGCUGAGGAGAAGGACGUGCUACCAGUGCGGACAAAAGGGUCAUAUUUCUUCUGCUUGCCCUAAAGGACCUGCGAGUGCCGAAGCGCCUAUUGGUCACGAAGCACGUACUGGUAAUGAAGCACCUCUGAGCGUCGAAGCACCUACAGUUAAUGAAGUUGAUAAUGUUGGCUUGAGCGUUAGCAGUGGUAAGUUGAGGAGAAGGACGUGCUAUGUGUGCGGACAAAAGGGCCAUAUUUCUUCUGCUUGCCCAAAAGGACCUACAAGUACUGAAGCACCUACUAGUAAUGAAGCACCUCUGAAUGUUGAAGCACCACUAGAUAAUGAACCACCUCCAGUUAAUGAAGUUGAGAACGGGAUUUCGAGCGUUAGUAGUGGUAAGUUGAGGAGAAGGACGUGCUACGAGUGCGGACAAAAGGGUCAUAUUUCUUCUGCCUGCCCAAAUAAGAAAUCUGCAGAAACAACAAUGCAAACACAAAUUGACCCCCAAUGGAAGAUUUUUCACCUAUCACCUCAAUUGCUGCAACUGUUUACAUGUGCCUCCUGUUGUACUUACAAAUUGGCAAAGAUUUGAGGAAAAUAGAUAGUUCAUAGCUAUAAGUGAGCUUCAACCGUUGCAGUUUUGGAAGCUCGAAGGCUGUCAAAUUGUUUCCAUGUUUUCAGCAUCAUGGUUUCACGGGACUGGCUUUGACUUUUUGUUAAAAAUGGAAAUUUUGUCAUUUCACUUUGGUCCGUGAGCUAGCUUUCUGGUAGUUCACAAAUUAUGCAAGAACGUGCUGGGAUUUUGGCCCCACAACUGAUGAAAUUGUCCCAUGAUGUUGGUUUAAA
Messenger RNA from Hibiscus syriacus, 1991 nucleotides. Its product is annotated as protein gar2. The transcript has 5 exons. NCBI's taxonomy places the organism in Eukaryota, Viridiplantae, Streptophyta, Magnoliopsida, Malvales, Malvaceae. The record is from RefSeq and is a predicted model, not a curated record. The coding region runs from base 58 to 1737 and encodes 559 amino acids. Gene Ontology annotation, molecular function: zinc ion binding; RNA binding.